Molecule: messenger RNA, 1863 nt
Organism: Ahaetulla prasina
Lineage: Eukaryota; Metazoa; Chordata; Lepidosauria; Squamata; Colubridae
Product: cystathionine beta-synthase-like protein
Exons: 16
Coding region: 138-1796 (552 amino acids)
Cellular component (GO): cytoplasm
Molecular function (GO): cystathionine beta-synthase activity; cysteine synthase activity
Source: RefSeq, a predicted model, not a curated record
GUGGGUUGGGAAAGAGGUUCGCACACGCUGAGCUCGCGGUUGGCGGUCGGCCGGCGAAUAUCUUCUGGCCGGGGAGCGGUUUCCAUCUACAGCGUGGAGUCUGUAAUCCCUUUUCUCAUUUUAAUAAAGCAAGCACAAUGCCAUCAAUCCCUGCUGAAACUGAAAUGGAUACAGUGACUUGCACUCAUGUUUCGGUUGACUGCAUACCCAAUGGCAUCUUGGAGAAGGAAUCUUGUAAUUCAACAGAAAAGGAGAGGAAGUGGAUCCGGCCUGAUGCCAUCAGCAAGUGUACCUGGGAGCUUGGAAAAUCUCCUUCUGAAUCGCCCCAUCACCAUGCUGCAUUAAAAAAGACUACAAAAAUUAUGCCGGAUAUCCUGAAAAACAUUGGAGAUACUCCCAUGGUGCGUAUCAACAAGAUUGGAAAGCUCUAUGGCCUCAAAUGUGAACUCUUGGCCAAAUGUGAGUUUUUCAAUGCUGGAGGAAGUGUGAAAGACCGAAUCAGUUUACGAAUGGUGGAAGAUGCUGAAAGGGAUGGGAUUUUGAAGCCAGGAGAUACCAUUAUUGAACCAACUUCAGGAAAUACAGGAAUUGGACUGGCCUUGGCAGCUGCAGUGAAAGGAUACCGUUGUAUUAUUGUAAUGCCAGAGAAAAUGAGCAUGGAAAAGGUGGAUGUGUUACGAGCCCUUGGGGCUGAAAUCGUGAGGACUCCAACAACUGCUAGAUUUGAUUCUCCAGAAUCACAUGUUGGAGUGGCAUGGAGAUUGAAAAAUGAAAUCCCCAACUCCCAUAUCCUGGAUCAGUACCGCAAUGCCAGCAACCCCUUGUCUCAUUAUGACACAACAGCAGAGGAGAUUCUUCAGCAGUGUGAAGGUCAAGUAGAUAUGAUUGUGGCUGGAGCUGGCACAGGAGGCACCAUCACUGGUAUUGCCCGAAAAAUCAAGGAAAAGUGCCCUGGAUGCACAAUUGUAAGUGUUGAUCCUGAAGGAUCUAUCCUAGCAGAGCCUGAAAAAUUAAACGUAACUGACAAGACAACUUACGAAGUGGAAGGUAUUGGAUACGAUUUUAUACCCACAGUUCUGGAUAGAUCGGUGGUAGACAAAUGGUAUAAAUGUAAUGAUGAGGAAUCUUUUGCCUUCUCACGCAUGCUAAUCAGAGAAGAAGGACUGCUAUGUGGUGGCAGCUCAGGUAGUGCCAUGUCUGUUGCUGUCAAGGCAGCCCAAGAGCUAAAAGAAGGUCAGCGUUGUGUUGUCAUCCUUCCUGACUCUGUCAGGAACUACAUGUCUAAGUUUUUAAGUGACAAAUGGAUGAUCCAAAGAGGAUUCAUGAAAGAAGAGGAUGAUGAUAAUAAGAAGCCUUGGUGGUGGCAUGUGAAAGUUCAGGAAUUACGCCUGUCUGCCCCUCUAACUGUACUGCCAAGCGUUACCUGCGAAAAGACUAUUGAAAUACUCAGAGAGAAGGGAUUUGACCAAGUGCCUGUUGUGGAUGAAUCUGGACUGAUUCUGGGGAUGGUUACUCUUGGCAAUAUGCUCUCUUCGGUGCUUGCUGGUAAAGUACAGCCUUUGGAUAAAGUCAACAAAGUAAUCUACAAGCAGUUCAAAACGAUUCAUUUGCAGGACAACUUAGGAAAGCUCUCUCAUAUUUUGGAAAUAGAUCAUUUUGCUCUGGUGAUACAUGAACAGAUUCAAUAUCACAGUGAUGGUGAAUCUAGUAAAAAGCAAAUGGUGUUUGGUGUUGUUACGGCAAUUGACUUGCUGAACUUUGUGACUGCUCAGGAACAGAAGAGAAACACAACCUAAGUGCAAGAAACACAUCGAUAGGGCUUGUUUCAUUCACUUUUCACAUUAAAAAAAAGUCUCUCUCUUC